CUCCUCGUCAAGCUUUGAGCACAGCUGCCAGAAGAGCAACCCUCGCCUUCUUUUUGUUUCUCACGGCCCUUCAUCCUCCUCGACCCCAUCUCGCAUCGUUUCCUACCCUCGCUUUGGCUAUGGCAUCUUCAUCCUCCAGCGCGGCUCCCCCUGCCGCCGCCCCAGCACUCGCCUCCUCUUCGACUACCCUAGCGCCAUCAGCUUCCACUUCUUCUAUUGCCGAACCCUCCCACGACGGCAUGUCCCUCUCCUACGGCUCCUCUCCUCCGGAAGUCUUCGAUGAAAGCGACGACGAGUGUCUCUUUGUCAGGUGUCACGCGCCAGAAGAGAAGCCAUCGUUCGUAUGGGUUUGCCUAGGUGUGGGAGGAGGGCCAUUGGAGAAUGACUGCUCGUGUUACAUGGUCAAGCCGGCUGAUCGGCACUGGAGGGAUGGCACAUACGUAGUCGAAGGUGGCUCCUGGCUCGGCGCUCUCAGUCGCGUUUGCGAGGAUCCUGCACCUGGCAAGCUCUCCGCUUUCCACGACUUUGACUUCUCCCACAGCAACGCGUCACUCAGAGCCGGAGAGAUUGGUUCCUAUGCCCAGGCAUUCCUAAUCUCCCAUGCUCACUUGGACCACAUUCUUGGUCUUGUGCUAGGAUGUGCCAGUUUACCGGGGAAGAGGGCAGUGUAUGGACUCAAGUCGACAUUGGAGAAUUUGCUCAACAUCUUUGAUGGGAAGCUUUGGCCCAAGUUGGCCAGCUUCAAGGAAGAUGCACCCUUUAUCGUGUACCAUCUGAAGCCGAUUGAGACGCAGGUGACACUCCAUCUGGACGAUGUCAUGUCCACAGUGCCCUUUAGCCUCUCUCACGGUCUUGCUUCCUCCACAGUACCCGCUCCUCCCACCCCUACCUUCUUUGUCCCCUCGAAUUCCACUACACCGGCCAAUUACUUUGGCAAGCGGUAUUCCCUUCCUCUAAAUACCCUCGCCCCUGGAUCAGGGCCUGGCGCAAAGGCAAUGCCGAUCAGAGCAAUGGAAGCCUCUGCCGCUUUCCUCGCAGGAGGCGGUCCGAAGGGUACAAGACCGAGCUUCACUAGCCCCUUUGCACCCGAUCAGCCUGUGGAUACGCCAGAGUCACCCGAGCCUACACCGCCUGGGGGUUACUCGAUGGCUGCCACAUCGUCUUCACCCGCAGACAUGGCGGUGCCCUCUCAGAACCACACAGACGCUGCUUCGACUGACUGGACAAAGUCAUUUGAUGCCAACGAGAGCGGCGGCCAAUCUCUUUCGUACCUCAACAGUCGUCAAAGAGGUCCUCCUUCGCCCAGCUCCCCAACAUCAUCGGGCAGUGGGUUCAAGAAGAGCCCGCUGUCACUCCUGUCAUCAGCCAGGCGUCCAAAGACUUCGGCAGCUUCAGAGAAGGAAGCUUGGGGUGGUGGGACUCUGGCAGAGGGGCAAGGGGCGAAUGCUGGAGGAAAGCCGACUCUACUGAGAUCCCUUAGUCGCAGUAGCGUCAAGAGUAGUGGCAGUGGCAGUGCCUCUCUGUCUCCUCUUCAGUCAUCACAGGCACAACAUCACCCGUCUGCCCUCCAGCCUUCCAUUGGCCAUUCCGCAGCUCCCAUUACCCGCUCAGGCAAAGGUGGAUUCAGGGAAGCAGCACCUCGAAGACUGUCUAUCGACCGGCAUCCACCAACGAUGGACUCGACUGCCUUUUUCCUCACAAACAAGCAGACUGGCAUGGAUGUUCUCUUCUUUGGCGACGUGGAGCCCGACUGCAUCUCCCGUUCUCCGCGCAACAAGAAGGUCUGGUCCUACGCUGCCAAUAAGUUCGCUCGGGGAAAGCUCAAUGCAGUCUUCCUCGAGUGCUCCUUCCCUGCUGCUCAGCCGGUAGAAUUCCUGUGGGGCCACUUGAGCACCCAUCACCUCGUGGAUGAGCUAGUGGUGUUGGCAAGAAUGGUCAAGGGUGAGAGGGCAGUGAUGGAAAAGGAUCGUCAGCGAGAGAGGUCUCGUAGUCAGGAGCGAGGACAGAAGACUAGUCUGGACGGAGCAGACGGCACCACCCCUCGUCAGACUCCCGCCAAGCAGCAACAGCAGCAAGGCGGGCCAUUCGACUUUGGUUUCUUCCCCGAUACGUCGGAUGGAGCGGGUCCUACCUCGUCUGCUAUGCCUCCCUCCGACUCGGCUUCUUCCGAGAUGGACAUCCUCUCUUCCCUCCCGCAAGGGUCCGGCCUUUCGGCCUCAGCAGGAGGAGCAGGAAGUGCAUCUGUCGCGGCCGAAGACUUGCGCGAUGUCCUCAAGGGUCUAACGGUCAUCAUCGUCCACGUCAAGCAAGCCCUCUUCCCUUCGUAUGCAGACGCACCAGAAGAAGCCGCUUCGACUCCUACAGCGACGGAUGCGGCCGAAGGACAAGGAGCAGGAGGAGCAAAGGAGAAGCCAGAAAAGGCCAAAGUCCUAGAUCCUCGUACUAUGCAGGUACGAUUGCUUCAGGAAUUGCGUGAAAAGGAGGCACAGACGCAGAUGGGGGUGAGGUUUGUUAUGAGCAAGCAGGGUAUGAGGAUAGAGAUGUAGAGUGGAGAAGAGGAGAGUGGUGAGAGAGAGGAAAAGGAAUGAGAUAGAAAGGCAGGGGAAGAGGAUGAUGAGAGCGAGGAUCAGGGUGAGGGGGGCAGCCUGGCU
This is a messenger RNA of Microstroma glucosiphilum, 2651 nucleotides long. RefSeq lists its product as hypothetical. Gene Ontology annotation, biological process: negative regulation of glucose mediated signaling pathway; cGMP catabolic process; cAMP catabolic process. The coding region runs from base 120 to 2546 and encodes 808 amino acids. NCBI's taxonomy places the organism in Eukaryota, Fungi, Basidiomycota, Exobasidiomycetes, Microstromatales, Microstromataceae. The transcript has 3 exons. The record is from RefSeq and is a predicted model, not a curated record. Gene Ontology annotation, molecular function: 3',5'-cyclic-AMP phosphodiesterase activity; 3',5'-cyclic-GMP phosphodiesterase activity.